Molecule: messenger RNA, 2815 nt
Organism: Python bivittatus (Burmese python)
Lineage: Eukaryota; Metazoa; Chordata; Lepidosauria; Squamata; Pythonidae
Source: RefSeq, a predicted model, not a curated record
CAUAAUAUGAUGAAUUAUGAACUCAUGCAGUGUAUUUAUAUGAUGGAAGAUUCAGAGCAGUGAGCAUCUAAUUAAACUGGAAUUUGCUAAUGUAAGAUAAAGUGACGGCCAUCCCUUUGGGAGGCCUCAAAGGGAUUUGCCCAAAUUCGUGAAGGAUCAGGCUAUAAAUCCCUGUGAGGGCUGGAGUUUUUACCCCCUUAUAAGGAAGGAAAGCACGGCAGCCCCUGGAUCCUAUGUAUGCUUACGCAAGUGGCGUAAGAAAAGGGAGGAGAGAAAGUAGGGUUGUUUUGGCUACACCCAUCACAGACAUGCUGCUCCUCCAAGGUGAUAUAUUAAUGAAAUAAAUGUGUCUUCCUCAUAGCCUUUCACGAGGCAUCGAAGACCUGGCGGUUUCCCCGGGCAUUUGCGUCAAGUGGAUGGAUGAGGCUCUGCUACUCUCGAUGGUGAAUGGGGUCACUGGUGAUCCUUGGGUGCUGAGCGGCUAUUUUGAGUGGCAGGUGAUGGAACAAUGAAGGACACCAAAGGGAAGACCUUGCAGGAGAAGGAGGAGGACUUUGAACCCCAAGUCGAACUGCAUUUCACCAUAUUGGAAGAAUCGGAAGGGGGUAUUUCUCAGGGGAAGCUCUGGCACUGUGAGAUUGACGCAGAGCUACAGCCUGAGAGCUCCUGUCAGCCCGAACUGGACGAUGAAUUACUUUAUUCCGAUCAGUCACGGUCCUCACCGGAAAUACAGACGGUGCUCCCAGAACCUGACAGGGUAACCCAGGACAGAAGAGUGGAAAUGUAUCCUAAGCAAGGCUCGGAGCAGCAGGUUGAGCUGCAUUUUACAAUCCUGGAGGAAUCCGAAGGGGGCAUUUCCGAAGGCAAGCUCUGCGCAAGUGAGAUAGGACGGGAUGGGUCGCCAGGGGUGAGCUACCCGGGGCAGCAGUGGGAUGGGUGUGUUCAGUGGAGCGAGAAACCUGGCCAGCCGUCAGGUGUGGAGAAAGAGUCUCUCCCAGCCGAAGACAGACUGGAAGCAGGUGCCAAAAGGGCAGCCCUUCAGCCAGAGAGUUCAGAUCAGGUAGAACUCCAUUUUACCAUCUUUGAUGAUCCUGAGGAAAGAAGCCUUUCUCAGGGACCAGAGGACUAUCCUGUCUGGGAAAGCCCAUUUAAACCAGCGAUUUAUCAAGGUGACUAUCCAAAAGAAGUUUGGGAUGCAUCCAUUGACAGCUUUGGAGAUGUCUUUGAAGCAUCUUUCCAACAGCAGUUCUACGGAGGGGAGAGAAUGUACCCUUGCACGGAGUGCGGGCGAGUUUUCAACAGGAAGUCAACCCUGACACGACACUGGCGGACCCACACGGGGGAGAAGCCGUACUCGUGUCUGUACUGCGGGCGGAGUUUCAGCCUGAAUCUGAAUCUUCUUACUCAUCAGAUGACCCACACGGGAGAGAAACCCUACAAGUGUCCUGACUGUGGGCAAAGCUUCACCCGUAGCACAAGCGUCACCAGGCACCAGAGAAGCCACAGGGAGGAAAGCCUUUAUAAAAGUGACUUGUGGGAGGACACCUUCUCGUACCCGUGCCCUGUCCCCUUCACUUAUCCGAUGCCUCCAGCGGAGGAGAAGUCCUUCGUGUGCCCAGUUUGUGGAGAGACCUUUACUCACAGUGGGAGUCUCAAUAGGCACUUGCGAACACACGGGGUGGAGAGGCCUUAUAAGUGUGUGGUCUGUGGGGAAGGGUUCUGUUCGAUGUCAAAGCUUUACCGGCACGAGAGAAUCCACAUGGUGGACAAGCCCUACCACUGUGAAAUCUGUGGGAAAAGCUUUGCCGUCAAGUCAACGCUGACCCGGCACCAGAUGCUCCACCAGGCAGAGAGGCCCUACAUGUGUUCCCACUGUGAAAAGGGCUACGUUCAACGGAGCCACCUGGCCAGGCACCACCAUAAAGCACACCCUGGGGUGCCCUUUAACCCUGUUAAAGCGAACAGUAUGCCUGCCACCAUUCUGGAUUCUGACAACUUAAUCACCUAUUUCUGGGGAGAUGAGGAAACAGACACUACCUCAGAGCCUGUUCCAACUCAGUUGAUCUAUUCUGGAGCAGACUGCUGAAGGACCCUAAUCCUAGCCUGGAGUUCCCUGUUCCCCAGAGAGAAGCUCGCUGGUCCCUCACCUCUUGUACUCUUGUCUUUCUUAAAUCUCCAGGCACUGGGAUGCUUUUGAUCCUAGAGUUUGGAGAUGCAAAAUGGAUUUUUAUGGUAGAAAACCAAAAAACCAAGAUGGUUUUGUUGUGAACAGUCUUCGUGCCAAGAUUCCUUUCUUGCCUUGUUACUGUUAUUCCAGUAACUGCUCCUGUCAAGCCCAUACCCCACCUUCACAUCUACAGAGGAUAUGCCAUUGUUGUGGUUCUACAUGUUCUGCCUUGCAGUCCAUUACAGAUGGUGCCAGUAUCCAAGCACUCACAGGAGACAAACCCAGCCAACAGUGAGAGCUCUGGGUAGGCGAUCAGCACACUCCUGGAUGAACUAGUUCACAUGAACUCCAGCUGCUGAAUGGAACAGAAGCUGUGAGCCAUGGGUACUGGGGUCAGAGCAGAUCUGUAUGUCUGUUGAUGCAAAUCAUCUUCACAGGGGGAAAGUGAGUAGUCCAGCCUGUAGCGAGAUAUCUAGUUGUAGGAGAUGUGUGGGAGCGUGGAAGUUCAUCUGAAAUCAUUUUUGUUUGUAGUAAGGUUUUUUUUUUUUCUUAAAGGAAGCCUAUGCCUUGUUUCAUCACUUCUUUGUUUUUGGUAAUGGAUGAACUCUUAAAAGAAAUUAGUAAAAUAUGGAAAAUGGAGAAAACAUA